Molecule: messenger RNA, 1603 nt
Organism: Culex pipiens pallens (northern house mosquito)
Lineage: Eukaryota; Metazoa; Arthropoda; Insecta; Diptera; Culicidae
Product: BTB/POZ domain-containing protein 6-like
Exons: 2
Coding region: 140-1273 (377 amino acids)
Biological process (GO): neurogenesis
Cellular component (GO): cytosol
Molecular function (GO): protein binding
Source: RefSeq, a predicted model, not a curated record
CUUUGUCGUUUACGUAGAUUAGACGGCAUUGUUAUUACCGUCUGCUAAGAACUAACAACAAACAAAGCAGUUGACAGAUAUUUCAAUUUAAAAAAAAAUAUUACGCAUCUGUUGAUUUAAAAUAAACUCAUUUAGGAGAAUGGCAGAUACCGCUUUUUUGUUCAACGUACCCUUGGGGGAUCGUCUGGAGCAGCUGGUCAACAGCGAGUACGGCGCGGACGUGUUCUUCAAGGUGGGCGAAGCCGGCGAGCCGAUGUUCGCGCACAAAAUAAUCAUCACAACGGCCAGCGAGGUGUUCUACGCCCAACUGAACGGAAAAUUUGAAGAGGCCACCAAGAACACCCGCACCGACCCGAUCGCGGUCAAGGACAUCAAUCCAACGAUCUUUCUGGAGAUUUUGCGCUUCAUGUACUGCGAAAAGGUGAAUUUGAACGGCAACAAUCUCGUUGAGGUGAACUAUGCCGCUAAGAAGUACCUGCUGUCCAAGUUGGUCGAUAUUUGCGACAAAUUCAUCCAGGACAAGAUCAAGGAGGAAAAUGUGCUGAAGAUCUUCAACGACAACCGACGGUACGAGUUUGUCGACAUCAACACCAUCUGCCUCCGGGUGAUUUGCGACAACCCGUUGGAGUGUUUCGAUCAAAAGCAGUUUCUUGCCCUGGAGAUGGGCUCGCUGAAGUUGAUAGUGGAUAGCCCUGAAAUGAACUGCCACGAUGACCAGCUGGUUCUGGCAUGCGAAAGAUGGUUGAAGACAAACUCCAAUCGUCAGCGAAUUUCAAAGGAAUUUUCUCAGGUUAUGAAAGGACGAAGCUGUCGAGAAUUACAUUGUCAAAAGUUGCAUGCUUUCUCCAAGUUCAGCUACUCAGAUACAGUUGUUACCGACAUAACAAUUGAGGUAUCCAAGCCGUUCAACCUGUACGGGUUUGGAAUCCUGAUCGGAACCGAAUCCACCGAUAUCCAGUCGCUCAAGCUGAACGUUGAAGUGAAGGUGGAAUUUGAUGAUGAGUGGGAAAACUGCUUCUCGACAGUGGUGGUCGUUCCAGUAAAGCAAGAAGAAGUGUACGUUUACGAGGUGGUGUUCAAGAAGAUCAUUAUGGAAGUGCACGGAAUGUAUCGGAUUGUGGUCAAGAUGGAAGAAGAUGAAGAACCGCUGGAGGAUAUGUUCCAUCUGAAUUUAUUUGAACCAGCUGGCACAGCUUGGAAGAAUUGGAUGGAGCUGUCCUAUACCGACGAAGAGGAUCAGAAUUGCUUGUCGUAUCUACUUGUGAACAAAUAAUAAGUUAUUUAUAUAUUUAGAGUUUCGGAUUAAAAAAAUAAUAAAUGCUGUAUUUGUAGCUUUAGGACUAUUUUAUUGGAAAAGUUAAAAAGAGAAAUUCAUGGCACAUUGGUGGCACUGUAAGUGGAUAAUUAUUCUUUGAGUUUAUUCUAGAAGUUGACGUAAAGAUCUGUUUUAUUAAAUCGUAUAAAUUUUUGAAUCGUAACAGAUUAAAACUGAAAUCCCACUGAUAAUAUAUUACGAAGGGAUUGAACAAGAAUUUGAUCAAACAUGCGGAUGUCAUUUUUUAGCUUGAAAGUUGUGUGCCAGAAUCAAAUUAUAAAGAUAGAG